Messenger RNA from Parathielavia appendiculata, 1047 nucleotides. RefSeq names its product inosine/uridine-preferring nucleoside hydrolase. NCBI's taxonomy places the organism in Eukaryota, Fungi, Ascomycota, Sordariomycetes, Sordariales, Chaetomiaceae. Gene Ontology annotation, molecular function: hydrolase activity, hydrolyzing N-glycosyl compounds. The record is from RefSeq and is a predicted model, not a curated record. The transcript is spliced from 4 exons. The coding region runs from base 1 to 1047 and encodes 348 amino acids.
AUGAAACAGCUUGUCGCUGUUCUUCUUUCUCUCGCCAACAUUGGUCUCGUCUCCGCCGCCAAGAAGAAUCUCAUCAUAGACACUGACCUGUUCAGCGAUGUCGACGAUGCCGGCGCCCUUCUCCUCGCGGCGACAUCCUCGGAUGUGAACCUGCUCGCCGUUAACAUCAACUAUCCGUCCAGCUACUCGGCGCUCGCGGCGUCAGCUAUCCUCUCCCACUACGGCAAAGGCCACGUCCCCAUCGGCAUCCAACGCCCCCUGACGAACGCCACCUUCUUUGACCGCUACUACUUUGACCUGGGUGAGUACGCUAGCAAGGUUGCCUACCACUAUUCGGGCGGCAGCCUCCCCUGGGGUCACGCGGAGGAGGCCUGGGGCCCGGUGGCGCUGUAUCGCAGGGUGCUCGCCGAGGCGGAAGAUGGUAGCGUGACGGUUGCUUCGAUUGGCUUCCUGAAUAACCUCUCAGCCCUCUUCAACUCCACCGCAGACGCCUUCUCCCCCCUCCCCGGCCGCGCGCUCGUCUCUCUCAAAGUCUCGGAGCUGGUCAUCAUGGGCGGCUCCUACCCGUCCGGCGGACCAAGCUGGAACUUUUUUGGCUCCAACGCCAGCCUGGCAGCGCACGUCAUCAACACAUGGGAUGGACCAGGGCGGAUGGUGUUUCUGGGCGACGACGUCGGCAAGUUUGUCCUCACGGGCGGCCCUCUCAUGGCAGAGGGCCCCAAGGAAGACCCUGUCAGGAGGGCGUAUAUCUGGUAUGGCUAUCAUCACCCGCGUCCGUUGUGGGAUCCGCUAGCCGUGUGGUACGCCAUACGCGGGCUGGGAAACUUAUUUGAAUAUGGGAAUCAAGGCGGGUUGGGGUAUAAUUUUGUUGAAGCAGACGGGUCGAACCGGUGGGUGUGGGAUAAGACGGUGAGGAAUCAGUUCUUUUUGCGGUUGAGGGCGGGGAAUGAGACGGCGGCCGAGGAGGUUGAUCGGCUGUUCUUGGAGGGUGCCUUGUCAGCUGUGAAGGGGAUAGGGACAGAGGGUGACACCUCACCUCGGAUGUGA